GGUACGCAUAACGUGACUCGAACAUGAAGAUUCUUAAAAAAGUUAGAAGUAUUUAUUGCUAAUUUUAAUCGAUAAACAUGUCAUAAAAUUAAUUAAUUGUGGUACGCAUAACGUGACUCGAACAGCAAGAUUCUUGAAAAGAAAUAUUUUUAUUAGUUGAAAAACAUAUCUCCUGCUGGUAUAUGUACGAAGCCCUAAACCUCUGGGAAAAAGAAGAAGAUGACAGUUUCUUUGAUAGUUAAAGCUUCAAUUCAGCUUCAUUAUCGAGCCAUUAUCAUCCCCUGGGUGCAGAAGUUUGGUACUAUAAGCUGCUCUCGAGGCAGAGAUUAUAGCACUUUUCCAGUCAGGCACAUUCCCAAGAGAUCUAAUGGAUGCCAAGAGUCAGAAGCUGCUUUGCCAAGGAAGCACAUUUUGGACAUAGAAAAGCAUGGUUUCCUAGACAGGAAUAUUCAGGAAACUGAAUUUUCUGUUGGCGGAAGGUCGAAGUACGGGGACAUUCCUUUACAUUCCAAGACUCAAAAUCAUAAACAAAAGUUUUUUACCAGCCUAGACGAUGAGGUGGAAUGCGGGGAGGAAGAUGAAGUCAAUGGAGAUUUAGUACUUGAACAUGGUAUAGCUGAAACUGAUAAAGCUAAACAAGAUGCUGAAAGAAUCGCAGUUCAGUUACUUGCUUCAAGAGCAUUUACGGCUGUAGAACUGAAGAAAAAGCUCCUGGGAAGAAAGUUUACGCUUAAUGUCGUUAAUUCUGUAAUAACAGAUUUCAAUACCAGGGGUUUAAUCAAUGAUGGUCUAUAUGCUGAAAUGUAUUCUCGGUCCAGAUGGUCUUCCUCAAGUUGGGGUCCAAGACGAAUCAAGCAAAACCCCGUUGAACAUUCUCAUCAUCUCUGGAUUAGGCCUUGAUCAAGAAGGGUGUAAGUGAAACGGAUGCUGAUAAUGCCAUAAAAUUAGUCUUCAAGAAGGACGAAGCUGGUGAAGAGCAAGAAUCAGGAGAAUCAGGACAUGCUAUGUCAAAACCUUCUCUGGAUCAUUUGUUUGUCCAGGCAUCUAAACAGUGGCUUAAAGGGCAGGGUGUGUCUAGAGAAAAACGUAAAGCAAGGAUUAUUCGUUGGCUUCAGUAUCGUGGCUUUGAUUGGAGUAUGGUUAGUUUCAUACUUAAGAAGUUAGACUCCAACUAUCCUCAAUAGAGCUUCAUUACUCGGCGAAAGGGACUAUAAUGACCUGUUUGAUGUUGCCUUUAGCUGCAUGAGGUAGACAAGAGCAAUGCUUCCUACUGUAUAUGGCCCUUAGAGGAAGUAGAAGAAACUGGACCAGUUAUUCAGUUCAUUGUUGCCAUCUCGAAAAUAGUUUGAAUUGUUAAGAUCAACACAAAAGGCGCGCUGUGGCUGAUAGCUUCACCUUGCAGAACUCAAGAGCGCCAAAGUCUUGUUGUAUCAAGGAAUAUUAGCAGUUUCUCUGGAAGUAAUUGUACUGUAUUGUGCCACAUUAACCAGAUUGUAAAUAAGAAUGCUGUCAUUUUCGACUUCAUGUUUUGCCCCUAGACUUUGGUCUAUUGGUAAGAGCGCAACGCCUGAUGUGUGAAUCAGGUGCACGUGGUUUGUACUCUAGCGGGCGCAUUAUCCACUGAAUUUUGAACUACGCACCACUCUCCUCGAGGAUUUCUCAGUUAUUUUUAAGAAAUCAACUUUAUAGUUUCGUA
This is a messenger RNA of Capsicum annuum, 1696 nucleotides long. RefSeq lists its product as uncharacterized. Gene Ontology annotation, biological process: regulation of DNA repair. The transcript has 6 exons. NCBI's taxonomy places the organism in Eukaryota, Viridiplantae, Streptophyta, Magnoliopsida, Solanales, Solanaceae. The record is from RefSeq and is a predicted model, not a curated record. The coding region runs from base 220 to 900 and encodes 226 amino acids.